Molecule: messenger RNA, 929 nt
Organism: Vigna unguiculata (cowpea)
Lineage: Eukaryota; Viridiplantae; Streptophyta; Magnoliopsida; Fabales; Fabaceae
Gene: ARFC1
Product: ADP-ribosylation factor C1
Molecular function (GO): GTPase activity; GTP binding
Source: RefSeq, a predicted model, not a curated record
CUGACAUUCAUUACGGAAGCCUCUUUUUUAAUUGUUUGUUUUCUUUUACUUCCAUUCUGAAAAGUAAAAAAAUACAAAACAAAAUUGAAAAUUCCAAGUUGGGGCUCUCACGAUUUCAAUUUCCCUUUCUCCCACAGACUCCGAUUCUCAGCAGUACCAGAUACUUCGUGUUCCCGGGUUUGUCUGUUGAUUGUAUAGGGAUUCUUUAAGAAGUAGAUAGAGGAUGGGGGCAUUGAUGUCCAGGUUCUGGUUCAUGUUAUUCCCUGCAAAAGAGUAUAAGAUUGUUGUUGUUGGAUUAGAUAACGCUGGAAAAACCACGACCCUUUACAAAUUGCAUCUGGGUGAGGUUGUAACUACCAACCCUACUGUUGGUAGCAACGUCGAAGAGCUCGUUUACAAGAAUAUACGAUUUGAGGUCUGGGAUCUUGGUGGACAAGAAAGACUGAGGACAUCAUGGGCAACAUAUUACCGAGGAACUCAUGCUGUUAUUGCUGUGAUAGACAGCAGUGAUAGAGGCAGGAUCUCCGUCAUGAAAGAUGAACUUUUUAGGUUGCUAGGGCACGAAGAUUUGCAACAUUCUGUCGUUCUUGUCUUUGCUAAUAAACAAGAUAUCAAGGAUGCUAUGACUCCUGCUGAGAUCACUGAUGCAUUAUCUCUUCACAGUAUCAAGGAUCAUGAUUGGCAUAUACAGGCUUGUUGUGCCCUCACUGGAGAAGGGCUCUAUGAUGGUCUUGGAUGGAUUGCUCAGCGAGUAACUGGCAAAGCCCCAACAUGAUGUUGGGCUUCGACAAAUCUGAGAUAUUCAUUUUUCAUGUAUUGAAUUUAUAUGACGAGGGACAAAACUCUUUUGUAUCAUUUAUACUUCAAAGAGUCAAGCAAAGAUAAUGUGUUUGAUUUGCUAUGAUAUGAAGAGAAAGGUUAUUCAAUAA